CGAGCGGGUCAGGCUCAGCGUCGACCACCCUAGUCGGUCCGCUGAAUGAAGUGCCCGCCCCGCUGAGCCCGGAGCCCGGCGCUUUCCCCGCAAGAUGGACGGUUUCGCCGGCAGCCUCGAUGAUAGUAUUUCUGCUGCAAGUACUUCUGAUGUUCAGGAUCGCCUCUCAGCCCUUGAGUUACGAGUUCAACAGCAAGAAGAUGAAAUCACAGUGCUAAAGGCAGCUUUGGCUGAUGUUUUGAGGCGUCUUGCCAUCUCUGAAGAUCAUGUAGCCUCAGUGAAAAAAUCAGUCCCAAGUAAAGGCCAGCCAGGCCUUCGAGAAGCUAUUUCUAUGUCCUGUAUAACCAACGGGAGUGGUACAAACAGAAAACCAAGUCACACCAGCUCUGUCUCAAUCGCAAGAAAAGAAACUCUUUCAUCUGCUGCUAAAAGUGGUACAGAAAAAAAGAAAGAAAAACCACAAGGACAGAGAGAGAAAAAAGAGGACUCUCACUCUAAUGAUCAAAGUCCACAAAUUCGAGCAUCACCUUCUCCCCAGCCCUCUUCACAGCCUCUCCAAAUACACAGGCAAACUCAAGAAAGCAAGAAUUCUACUCCCACCAAAAGCAUAAAACGACCACCAACAGCUGAAAAGUCACAUAAUUCAUGGGAAAAUUCAGACGAUAGCCGUAAUAAAUUAUUGAGGGCAGUUUCAACAUCAAAAUUAAUAUCAAAAGUUAUAAAAAAUACAGACAAGCAUAAAGAUGUCAUCAUCAAUCAAGCAAAAAUGUCAACCCGUGAAAAAAACAGCCAAGAAGGAGAAUACAUUAAAAUGUUUAUGCGAGGUCGACCAAUUACAAUGUUCAUUCCUUCUGAUGUUGACAACUAUGAUGACAUCAGAACAGAACUGCCUCCUGAGAAGCUCAAACUGGAGUGGGUAUACGGUUAUCGAGGAAAGGAUUGUCGAGCUAAUGUUUACCUUCUUCCUACCGGGGAAAUUGUUUAUUUCAUAGCAUCAGUAGUAGUACUAUUUAAUUAUGAAGAGCGAACUCAACGGCACUACCUGGGUCAUACAGACUGUGUAAAAUGCCUUGCUAUACAUCCUGACAAAAUUAGGAUUGCAACUGGACAGAUAGCUGGAGUGGAUAAGGAUGGAAGGCCCCUGCAACCUCAUGUCAGAGUGUGGGAUUCAGUUAGUCUUUCUACACUGCAAAUUAUUGGACUUGGAACUUUCGAACGUGGAGUAGGAUGCCUGGAUUUUUCAAAAGCAGAUUCAGGUGUUCAUUUAUGUGUUAUCGAUGACUCCAAUGAGCAUAUGCUUACUGUGUGGGAUUGGCAGAAAAAAUCAAAAGGAGCAGAAAUAAAGACAACAAAUGAAGUUGUUUUGGCUGUGGGAUUCCAUCCAACAGAUGCAAAUAUCAUAAUAACAUGUGGUAAAUCACAUAUUUUUUUCUGGACCUGGAGUGGCAAUUCACUAACAAAAAAACAGGGAGUUUUUGGGAAAUAUGAAAAACCAAAAUUUGUGCAGUGUUUAGCUUUCUUAGGAAACGGAGAUGUUCUUGCUGGAGACUCAGGUGGAGUCAUACUCAUAUGGAGCAAAACUACUGUAGAGCCCACACCUGGGAAAGGGCCUAAAGGUGUUUAUCAGAUCAGCAAACAAAUCAAAGCUCAUGAUGGCAGUGUGUUCACACUUUGUCAGAUGAGAAAUGGGAUGUUAUUAACUGGAGGCGGGAAAGACAGAAAAAUAAUUCUGUGGGAUCAUGAUCUGAAUCCUGAAAGAGAAAUAGAGGUUCCUGAUCAGUAUGGAACAAUCAGAGCUGUAGCAGAAGGAAAGGCAGAUCAAUUUUUGGUCGGCACAUCACGAAACUUUAUUUUACGAGGAACAUUUAAUGAUGGCUUCCAAAUAGAAGUACAGGGUCAUACAGAUGAGCUUUGGGGUCUUGCCACACAUCCCUUCAAAGACUUGCUCUUGACUUGUGCUCAGGACAGACAGGUGUGCAUGUGGAACUCCGUGGAACACAGGCUGGAAUGGACCAGGCUGGUAGACGAACCAGGACACUGUGCAGAUUUUCAUCCAAGUGGCACAGUGGUGGCCAUAGGAACGCACUCAGGCAGGUGGUUUGUUCUGGAUGCAGAAACCAGAGAUCUGGUUUCUAUCCACACAGACGGGAAUGAGCAGCUCUCGGUGAUGCGCUACUCAGUAGAUGGCACCCUCCUGGCUGUAGGAUCUCAUGACAACUUCAUUUACCUCUAUGCAGUCUCAGAAAAUGGAAGAAAGUAUAGCAGACAUGGAAAGUGCACUGGACAUUCCAGCUAUAUCACACACCUUGACUGGUCCCCAGACAACAAGUAUAUAAUGUCUAACUCGGGAGACUAUGAGAUCCUGUACUGGGACAUUGAACAUGGCUGCAAACUGAUGAGAAAUCGAUCAGAAUGUAAGGACAUCAAUUGGACAACAUACACCUGUGUGCUAGGCUUCCAAGUCUUCGGUGUCUGGCCAGAAGGAUCUGAUGGGACGGAUAUCAAUGCACUGGUGCGAUCCCACAACAGAAAGGUGAUAGCUGUUGCUGAUGACUUCUGCAAAGUCCAUCUGUUUCAGUAUCCCUGCUCCAAAGCAAAGGCUCCCAGUCACAAGUACAGUGCCCACAGCAGCCAUGUCACCAACGUCAGUUUUACUCAUAAUGACAGUCACCUGAUUUCAACUGGUGGAAAAGACAUGAGCAUCAUUCAGUGGAAACUUGUGGAAAAGUUACCUUUGCCUCAGAAUGAGACUCUAGCGGAUCCUACACUCACCAAAGCCCCUCCCUCUUCCAUCGAGAGCGUGGUGCAGUCUGAUACCCCCACACCGCCUCCUUCCCAGCCCUUAAACGAGACAGCUGAAGAAGAAAGUCGCAUAAGCAGUUCCCCCACACUUCUGGAGAACAGCCUGGAACAGACCGUGGAGCCCAGCGAAGACCACAGUGAGGAGCAGAGCGAGGGGGGCAGCGAAGAGCUUGGCGAGCCUGUUUAUGAAGAGCUAGCCAACGAGCUAAGCGAGGAGCAGAGCAGAGCCACCCUGCCCGGGGGCCAGCAAGACCCCUCAUCCCUGUCCUAA
This is a messenger RNA of Budorcas taxicolor (takin), 3073 nucleotides long. RefSeq names its product EMAP like 4 (gene EML4). Gene Ontology annotation, cellular component: mitotic spindle. Gene Ontology annotation, molecular function: microtubule binding. Gene Ontology annotation, biological process: microtubule cytoskeleton organization. Bases 95 to 3073 code for a protein of 992 amino acids. NCBI's taxonomy places the organism in Eukaryota, Metazoa, Chordata, Mammalia, Artiodactyla, Bovidae. The record is from RefSeq and is a predicted model, not a curated record. The transcript has 24 exons.